This is a messenger RNA of Fonsecaea erecta, 1686 nucleotides long. RefSeq lists its product as hypothetical. The record is from RefSeq and is a predicted model, not a curated record. The transcript is spliced from 6 exons. NCBI's taxonomy places the organism in Eukaryota, Fungi, Ascomycota, Eurotiomycetes, Chaetothyriales, Herpotrichiellaceae. Bases 1 to 1686 code for a protein of 561 amino acids.
AUGGUCCCUUUGUCACGAUAUGAUGACCCUGCCAUUCUCGACAGAUUCUUACAGGUAAUGAGAGGGAACUCACAGUCUGCCAAAACUGAGACUCAUUUCGUCAAAAAUCUUUCGGAGCUCGAUCCACAGGGUCCAGAAUUCUCACUCACAGUCGUCGCCGAUAAAGAAGUCGAGAAUGAACCUUACGAAACAAGAACAAGUCCACACGGUGUUCAAUCAUCGUACGGACAAGAACCAGCCAGGAAACGACCGUUGACACCCACCCAGCAUAGACUCCUUGUUGGCAAGAAACCUGGCAUUGAGCGCCUGACAGAGAAUAAGUUGGCGGAAUGGAGCAAACAGACUGACGGCUACAUCAACAAUGUGGUUGACCAGUUUCGAAUGUCAAGAGACCGGAACUUGACACAGGAUUUUGUUGCUGGUGAUCAUGUUCCUACGUGCGGGUUCCACGUAGCGCCUUCUUCUCGUGGUGGCUCAUCCUCGCCAUCAGACGAGGACCAAGAAUCAAACCCAGACAUGUCGGAUGCUAAUGGGAUGCCAGUCACACCUGGAGCCGAUGGGAGUCAGGAUGACAUGCCUAUUCAGAGCCCUGGCCAGAAGGAACAGUGGCAGGAGGAGAGCCCCGACACUUCACCUUGCAGUACACCCGCUGCGGAUUCCAGCUUCAAGAAAGACAACCAGCAGCACGGGGUUGACUAUUCGAUUCGGAUGCGGACCAAUGACUCGCCAAGGGUUGUUCCAAUUCACAGCUUCACCGGAGCCCAAAUUGUGCAGACCCUUGGCAACGUGAAGGGGCCCAGAGAAGCCGUUGCUGCCGUCAAAGACAAUCCUCUACCGACCCCAACCCCUAAUCUGCCGGGACAUAGCACAGCCAGAGAGGAGGACGGCGGCGAGCAGGUCGCACCCGUGAUGGCCAAAGCAUGUGGAAGCUAUACCUCCGGGUCACGCAAUCAUUCUCCCGCCGUCGUGGUCACGGCUAGCACAGACACGGACGACAGUGUCGAAGGGGAUGACGAUGAGGAUGAAGACGAUGAGGGUGACCAAGAAGAUAGAGAGAAUCUCGUCCACUUCAAAUCAUGGGGAACACCAGCUGCCCGUAACAAACCAAAAUCCCGUCCACGUACUAUUAUCCUCACUGGUCUGCCAUAUGGUGCUGAUUUCACCCUCGUCCAAUCUUUGAUUCAUGGUGGUGCGAUCGAAUGUAUGAGGCUCGUCACGCCCAACCCUGCGCGAACCACAAUCUCGGCUCACGUAACUUUUACCUCUGCCGAUGCCUGCGAUCGCUACUACGACAAGAAUCACAAAGGCAUAGACGUCCACCAUCAAGGCAGGAAGUGGUCUGUCCUCGUGCUCAAGAAAACGCAGGUGGAUGUGAUUUCUGGGAUGAUGCAGGGAUAUCUCGACUGUGGAGCAACGCGUGUGGUCAAGGUCAGCGGUGCCGACGACGACUGGGGUAUUGUUGCUUUGAAUAAGCUUGCUGAAGGGAAGCCUAUCGCCACACGUCAAGUCGAGUUCGUGCAGGAUACGUAUCGUAAUGGGAUCCGCACCAUCCUCUUCCGAUUCGCCAACAUCACCCACGCCGUCCAUUUCAAAGGGUAUCUUAUUCGAAACGACGACUGGUAUGGAUGUCACGUUGAAUUCGCAGAGGAUCCAUGCGAAAAGGCUGCUGGAAUACACAAUGACUAG